Molecule: messenger RNA, 1321 nt
Organism: Meloidogyne enterolobii
Lineage: Eukaryota; Metazoa; Nematoda; Chromadorea; Rhabditida; Meloidogynidae
Source: the annotation of a GenBank genome assembly
UAAAAUAAUGAAUAUUGCAAUAAAGUCCCGCUUUUUUCCACUCUCCAGUAAUUUGCAGAUUUUGGCAUCUUCAGUUAGAAAUUCUUCAACAACUUCUAACGAUAAAAAAUAUUCUCUUGAGAAUAUUCCAGAGCCAGUAAUUAGUUCUUUAAAUACAGCACAAUUUCGUAGAGGAACUGGUGGACGUAAUAGUUUCACGGGCAAUGUUGUUUCAGUAUUUGGCGCUUCUGGUUUUACCGGCCUCAGUGUUAUUAAUCGUUUAGCCAAACAAGGAAAUCAAAUUAUUAUUCCCUAUCGUUGUGAUGCUUUCUUUGUUAAAGAAUUGAAGGUUUCUUGUGAGCUUGGACAAAUUCUUUUCUUUCCCUUCCAACCAACUGAUGAAGAUAGCAUUCGAAAAGCAGUUAAAUACAGCAAUGUUGUUGUUAAUUUAAUUGGUGCUUAUAUUAACACACCUAAUGUAGAGGUGCCUCGUAAAAUUGCUAGAAUUUGUCGUGAAAUGGGUGUUGAACGUUUAGUGCAUGUCAGUGCUAUGGGUGCUGAUCCUGAGCAUGAAUCUAAAUAUCUUAAAAAUGGUCAAUUUCUUCGCACUAAAGGCUUAGGAGAACUGGCUGUUCGUGAUGAAUUUCCAAAUGCUACAAUUGUUCGUCCUUCAGUUCUCUACGGAGAAUGUGACUAUUUUCUUCAAUUUAUGACUACUCAUUUGCGUCGAUGUCCAGUACUUGGAUGGGUUUAUAUUUAUAAAGGAGGACGUGGAAUUUACAAAAUGCCUGUUUAUGUAAAUGAUUUUGGUCUUGGAAUUUCUCGAAUAGUAAAUGACCCUUCUUUUGCUGGAAAGGAUUUUGAAUUUGUUGGCCCACAUUGUUAUGAAUUUUGUGAAAUUGCAGAUUAUAUUUAUAAAAAGGCUGGCUGCUUUAAGGAAAUUAUGUUUAGAUAUCAUCGUUUUUCACGUCCAGACCCUUGGUUCCUUCUUUGGUCAGCACUUUGUUGGAUUAAUACAAAAGUAUAUAGAGGUGGAGGUUCUUAUAUUGAUUGGGAAUGGCUUGAUUUUGUGGAAGCAACAAGUGAUGUAUUAACUGGCGGGAAAACACUUGGAUUUUCUGACUUAGGGAUUAAGCCUCAUCUUUUUGAGGAUAUGGCUGCAUAUUUUUGUCGUAUACGUUCAUUUUCUGGAUCGGUUGAUUUAGCAUAUGACGAAAUGCCGAAUGUUGCAUUACCUCUUCGAAGUCCCAUACUUUACAAACGACCACCAAAAUUAUUUGACCCUUCAAAUAUUCAGACAGAGGAACGAAUUUUUGGUCGAAAAGUAGCGGCAACUGGAUGA